AUGCAGUCACGUGCAGCCGCUGCCGGUGCUGUGGGAUGUGCUGGUCGCCGUAGGACGAAGACGAGCAUGUUCCAGCUGCUGGUGCUGCACAGGGAGGGGCUCGUUGGCUGCCGACUCUGCGAGACGCUGGUGCUGAACUGCCGACUCACGGCUUCUACUUUCCUGUGCAUAGUAAGGUCUAUUAUGUGUGUUAGCUGUAUAACCCAUUUUUUUAUAGAGAUGCUCAUGUUAGAAGGAGCUAAAGCUACAACAGAGACUGUUGAUGCAUUGAGAACUGGAGCUGCAGCUGCAGCGAUGAAAGCAAUGCAAAAAGCAAGGUUAGAUGUUGCUCAGGUGUGGCUGCUACCAUUUAUUCAACAUUUCUCAGCGCUAGAUGUUGCAACUCGUGCUUGUCUGAAUAGGAGUUUCAGGAAGUGCUGGGCACUAACCUUUUGGCUUGAGUUUCUGGAAAAUGAUUCGCCAAAUAACUUGAUGGAUGUGCUCUAG
Messenger RNA from Miscanthus lutarioriparius, 486 nucleotides. Lineage: Eukaryota; Viridiplantae; Streptophyta; Magnoliopsida; Poales; Poaceae. The record is from the annotation of a GenBank genome assembly.